AUGACCCGAUUCGCAAGAAGCAAUCAAAACAAGGGACGUAAAUUGGACAAGGCUACUCCAUGGAAAGAAUUAAAACCUCAAUACGCCGGCAACAAGAAUAAAAGUAAACGUCCAGAUCCCGGGAGUAAAAUGAAAAUGCAUCACAUCGGUAAAGCCGAUCAGGCCAAACUUCAAAAGAAAAAAACGGUUUGCUUCAAAUGUCGACAACCCGGCCACAAAGUGUCCAAAUGUAAAGCAGAAAGCGGAAAUAGUAGCGAAAAAAUUUGCUUCAAAUGUGGUUCCAGUAACCAUUCCUUAUAUCAGUGUACCCAAUAUGAUCAAUCACGUCGUGAUGAUCCAUUGCCCUUUGCAAAGUGUUUUAUAUGUCAAGGUGUUGGUCACUUAUCAAAAUCUUGCCCAGACAAUCCUAGAGGAUUGUAUCCGUUAGGUGGAUCCUGUAAACUAUGUGGAUCCGUAGAGCACUUUCACAGAGAUUGCCCCAUGAGACACAAAGAAGAAGAAAGCGAAUUGAAAUUACGUGUUUUAAAUUCAACCGUGAGCGCAGAUGAUGAUGGUAUGGUAACGAUUUCUAAAUCGAUUAAAACUAACUUUUCUAAAGCUAAGGGAAGACCCAAAAUUGUUCGAUUUUGAAAAGCGCAGAUAGCGCAGCCUAUUUGUAAUAAAAUUGACGGGAACAAAUGUAUAAGCUAUAAUGAAACCUUGAAUGUUACUGCAACAGUAGCUACUUCAUUAAAAAUCAAGGCCAAUAACAAUUCCUUGAAUCAAUGCUUCAUUAUUUAACUGUAUCAUACAUUUAUUUUGUUGUACUCGAUAAAAUAAUACACACUUCUGAAAUUAUGUACUUGCAAUUAGCUCACACUUGGUACGGCUAAGAAAAAAUAAAAAGUAUAUUAUGCAACUUAUACCUAAAUAGAUGCAGUAUAAGCUAUAUAUAAAUUACUUUUUAAAAUUGCCUUUUCAUUACAACAGGUAAGAAGUUGUGUAUAUUAAUUGAUGACUAUAAUAGCAAUGUAAAUCUUGUA
Messenger RNA from Trichoplax adhaerens, 1022 nucleotides. RefSeq lists its product as hypothetical. The transcript has 6 exons. The coding region runs from base 1 to 630 and encodes 209 amino acids. Gene Ontology annotation, molecular function: zinc ion binding; nucleic acid binding. The record is from RefSeq and is a predicted model, not a curated record. NCBI's taxonomy places the organism in Eukaryota, Metazoa, Placozoa, Uniplacotomia, Trichoplacea, Trichoplacidae.